AUGGAUUCUAUCAAUACAGCAAACACUGAAUUUUGCCUUGAUGUGUUCAAAGAGCUAAACAGUAACAAUACGGGAGAAAACAUCUUUUUUUCCCCGCUGAGUUUGCUUUAUGCUUUAAGUAUGAUCCUUCUUGGAGCCAGAGGAAACAGCGCCCAGCAGAUGGAAAAGGUGCUUCAUUUUAAUCAUAUCGCAGAAGCAUUUGAACCAAAGUUGAACAGCUCCUCUCAGUGCAGUCACACUGGAAGGAUUCAUUCAGAAUUUGGAGAUCUGUUCUCUCAAAUCAACCAGCCAAAUGCUAACUACACUCUCAGUAUUGCCAGCAGACUCUAUGGAUCAAAGGCAGAGGCAUUCAAUGUGACAUAUUUAAACUGCUCUGAGGAAUUGUAUCAAACCAGGCUGCAAACUGUUGAUUUUUCACAGUCCACAGAAGAGACAAGGAAAACUAUUAAUGCAUGGAUUGAAAGUAAAACAAAUGGAAAAGUCACAAACCUCUUUACAAAAGGCACAAUUGAUCCUGCCUCGGUCCUGGUCUUGGUGAACGCUAUUUACUUCAAAGGGCGCUGGCAGCAUCAAUUUCAGGAAAGAGAGACAGUGAAAAGACCCUUUCAUCUUCCAGGGGGUAAAAGUGUGUUUGUGGAGAUGAUGAACCAAAUCGGGACUUUUAAAUUAGCCUUCAUCAUGGAGCCCGAGAUGCGAGUCCUUGAGCUACCCUACGUUGACAACAGUCUGAGUAUGGUUAUUCUGCUUCCAAUGGGAUCGACAAAUCUAGAACAGAUAGAAAAACAGUUGAACCUAAAGACAUUUCAUAAGUGGACCCAUGCUGCUGAUCUCACAGAAAGGGAAGUUGAAGUCCACAUUCCUAGAUUCAAACUGGAAAUCAAGUAUGAGCUAAAUUCCCUGCUCCAAUCCCUAGGGAUGAAAGAUGUUUUCAACCAGAUCAAAGCGAAUCUUUCUGGAAUGUCAUCAGCCAAAGGCUUGUUUCUAUCCAAGGUCAUCCACAAAGCGUAUGUGGAUGUCAAUGAAGAGGGCACAGAAGCAGCAGCAGCCAAUGGGCUCAAUGUUGUUGUCAAGAGACUCCCCCUCAGGGUCCAAUUCAUGGCGAAUCAUCCCUUCCUGUUCUUCAUAAGACACAUCCACACCAACACAAUUCUCUUCUGUGGUAAGCUUGUGUCUCCCUAA
Suncus etruscus (white-toothed pygmy shrew) is the source of this 1179-nucleotide messenger RNA. RefSeq names its product serpin B11-like. Gene Ontology annotation, biological process: negative regulation of endopeptidase activity. The transcript has 7 exons. NCBI's taxonomy places the organism in Eukaryota, Metazoa, Chordata, Mammalia, Eulipotyphla, Soricidae. The coding region runs from base 1 to 1179 and encodes 392 amino acids. The record is from RefSeq and is a predicted model, not a curated record. Gene Ontology annotation, molecular function: serine-type endopeptidase inhibitor activity.